GCACGCCGCCGCGGCACCGCCACCAGACGUGUCCGUAGCUUCCACGCGACAAUAUAUUUUUAUUAAUUUAUUAUAGUGUAGUGCUAUCAGUAACCGAUAGGUAUAGCCAGUGAGCUGCGGAGAUAACAUGUGAGUACAUACAUAUCAAUAGCAAUAAAUUAGUGAAUCCGCAAUGACUCUAUCGAAUACGCACGAUAGCGAACUCGCAAUCACGGCUUCCGAAAUACUCGAUGGAUCUUCCAACUGGGACACCCUGUACUGCUCACACCUCUGGUCCAAUAGCCACCUACGAAGUGCCAUCAUCAAUGGGAACCACCAUGACAAUAAUAAAAUGAUUAAAUAUUGCUACACGUGUAGAGGGAAGAUAAGAAAAUAUGAAAUAAGAUCGCCAAAAGAUAGUUUUAUACCAAAUACACAUUCUACUCCAAACGGAAAGACCUUCAUAAAUAAUAAUAUAAGCUUAGAAGAAAAUUCUAGAAUAGUUGAAGAUGCAUGUUCCAUAGUCGUACCGUGCAAUAGGAGCGCGAGCGUGCAUAAAAACGACGAACCUAUAGAUACGGAGAGCAAUCAGUGCAUUCCAUCGAUAUCGCGGCAAGUAGACUCCAGCUUGCGGCAGAAAUACUCCUCCUAUGAACCUCGUCCUAAUAAUGUAAGCCACAGGAGACUGAGGAAGAGCCUGAAGGGCAUCGGCUGCGUGGUGAGCCUGGCGCUCACCGACACUCCCGUCAAGAAGCGAACUCAAAUACAAGCGUGCUCAAUUAUUGUGAUGAUAGUCGCUAUCGUAGUUAUAACCUUUGUUUUGGUAAACUGUACUAGUCCAAAUUUUAAAUCGAACGUUUUAAGUUCAACAGCAGUGCCAACACAAGUAUUAAAGUCUAAUGAGUCUACCUCGGCAAUCAUUAAUUUAGAUCUACAACCGCAGCAGCGAACUGAAACCACUACGAGUGUCGUGGACACCACUACAGUGGAACCCCUAGUGUUGACCACUAGAAACACGUCGAAGCUUUCAGAUGUUUUAGAAAAGAUAAGAAAGAAUAUAAAAACGUUCUCAAAGGAUGCCAAGAAGAGUUAUGUGGACGUGGUCAUGGACAAGAAGCCGAAAGAAAUAAACAAUAGAGAUUUGUCGCUCAAGUUUUGCUCGUGCCAAACAGAUGAAGUCUGCAUGUUGAAUGAAAACAGCGGGACUGCUCUAUGCAAAAAAGCCAUCGACGUUGAUGAUCCGACAGGGUGCGGCGGCCUAUGCGCGCUGGAAACAGAGGCAUGCCAGCUGGUGGACCGCGCGCGCGGGGUGCGCGUGUGCCGCCUGCUGACCCUCAUCACGUGUGGAGAAGACGAGUGGCGCUGCCGCAACGGGCUCUGUGUGGACGCCGCGGCGCGCUGCGACGGCACCAUACAGUGCUAUGACCGCUCUGAUGAGAUACAUUGUGAUUGUGACCUCACGAAGCAGUUUCGAUGCGGGAACUCCAUUUCCUGUUUUCCUAACUUAAAGCUCUGUGACGGUGUGAUCGACUGCUGGGAUGGUUUCGACGAAGUUAACUGCACUACAGAAUGUCCCCAAGAUCAGUUCACGUGCACCGACGGGCAGUGUAUCAUAUCAUCGAGGUUCUGCGACGGGCUAGCUGACUGUGCUGACGGCAGCGACGAACCCAACGGCUGCGAUGGAGCGUGUGGCACCCACGAGAUGCGAUGCCUGAACAGGCGAUGCGUGCCGCUCAGCGACCGCUGCAAUGCCAUAGACAACUGUGGGGACAACAGUGACGAGCUACAAUGCUCUUGAUAUUCAUUAAUUUUAUUUAAAUCAUGAAAGGGUCAUAUUAUUGAUAAUAGAAUAUCAUCAUCAUCACUGUGUUACUUUAUGCGUGUGAAAGUGUGAAGAACUUAAAUAUUAUUUUGAUGAUUUCGUAAUUAUUAUUUGGUUCUACGUUUUUGUUUCUGUGAAACUUUAAACUGAAUAUAGUAAGUAUAGGUACCUAAAGUUACGGUGGAUAGGUAGAUUGGGUACACUUAUCUAGUUGUAGUGUAGUACGGACUUGUAUUAUAACAAGUGGUAAGUGCCUCUAAAUACCGACAUGUCCAGUGACAUGGUACAACAAAAUACAACGAAAGAUAGUGAUAGCACUGAUAGCCUACCAAACUAUGGAAAUGAAUAAACUCCUGGGAAUGUUUGAAAUUAAAAUAAUAUUUUAAAGUUA
Messenger RNA from Plutella xylostella (diamondback moth), 2192 nucleotides. The record is from RefSeq and is a predicted model, not a curated record. NCBI's taxonomy places the organism in Eukaryota, Metazoa, Arthropoda, Insecta, Lepidoptera, Plutellidae.